Messenger RNA from Phymastichus coffea, 3387 nucleotides. RefSeq names its product LIM/homeobox protein Lhx9-like. Gene Ontology annotation, molecular function: DNA-binding transcription factor activity, RNA polymerase II-specific; RNA polymerase II transcription regulatory region sequence-specific DNA binding. NCBI's taxonomy places the organism in Eukaryota, Metazoa, Arthropoda, Insecta, Hymenoptera, Eulophidae. Bases 381 to 2216 code for a protein of 611 amino acids. The transcript is spliced from 6 exons. Gene Ontology annotation, biological process: neuron differentiation; regulation of transcription by RNA polymerase II. The record is from RefSeq and is a predicted model, not a curated record. Gene Ontology annotation, cellular component: nucleus.
GCGGUUUCGCAGCGCGCGGGGCUUGAAGAGAGAGAGAGAGAGAGAGAGAGAGAGCCGACGACGACCAGUGCGUAUCCGAGAGUUCUGCUGCUGUUUGUGUACGUACGCACAGGCACACGCACACUAUAGCGAUUCAGUGAUGACGUUCCGCGGUGUGUAGUAACCAUCGAAAUGCAGUGAGUUGUGUCGUGCCGAGAGACAUGAGAUUGUGCUUUACAUAGUCGCGGAGCAAUAAGAGCCAGUCAUACCUGGCGUCGGUUCGAAGUUGGAGCGUCGUUGCCAGCCUCGCCGGCGCAACAACAUCCUCGUCGUCGUCGUCGUCGUCGUCGUCGUCGUCAGUGGCCGCGACUGCUGGCCCAAGCGUCCGAGCAGCCAACCUGAUGGGAGUUUAUGAGGAGCGCGCCCCUCCUAACACCGGCAUGCACUGGCAGCCGGCGAGCACGCAGGAGCGCGGCAGUGGAUUAUCUCUGAGCUGCCAAGGAGGUGGCGGUGGUGCUGGAGGCAAUGGCGGCGGCACCGCGGGAGUAGUUGGUGGUCCGGAAGUCGCAGCCCGCGACCUAAGCCCAUGCCUACCAGCCGCGAUGGGUGAUGCGGCCAGGCCAACAACUCUCACGUCCUCGUCGUCCAGUCCAACGCCAACCAACCAGCAACAACAGCAGCAACAACCUACCAAUGUCAUACAUCAUCACGAACACACGCAUUGUGCUAAUAACAAUUGUUACGACGCUCCAACCCCGUAUGACUCCAGGGACUUUGGCUCGCCAGGAGAUGCAUCCGAAUACCGCAACAACAACUACGAGCAUCCGAACGACUUGAGCAUGCCAGCACACCACCAUCAUCACCAUCACCACCACCACCACCACCACCAUCAGCAAACGAUCUUGCAUCAUGCGACGGAUGGUUCAGUAUCGCAGCAGCAGCAGCAGCAGCAGCAGCAGCAGCAGCAGCAGCAAGAGUCGAUGCCAACAAUACCGAAGCUGGAGCCGCCGUCGACGCCACCGUCGUCGCAUCAAGAACACGAGCAGCACACAUCAGGCCCGAUCGUCGUAUGUGCCGGCUGCGGACUCAAAAUAUCGGAUAGGUUUUAUCUUCAGGCCGUCGAUAGGCGGUGGCAUGCUUCUUGCCUACAGUGCUCCCAUUGCAGACAAGGCUUGGACGGCGAGGUCACGUGUUUCAGCCGGGAUGGCAAUAUCUACUGCAAGAAGGACUACUACAGGAUGUUCGGGAGCAUGAAACGUUGCGCGCGUUGUCAAGCGGCGAUUCUCGCCUCGGAAUUGGUAAUGCGAGCACGAGAAUUAGUCUUUCACGUGCGUUGUUUCUCGUGUGCAGCAUGUUCGGUACCAUUGACCAAAGGUGAUCACUUUGGCAUGAGAGACGGCGCGGUACUUUGCCGCAUGCAUUACGAGAUGGGUGGUGGCAAUGGCGGCGCCGGUGCUGGCGGUGAACCUCAAAGUCCACCGUGCCAAGUUUAUCCAGCUGGACCACACUAUCAAACGCAAAGCUUUCCAUCGCCUGAAUUUCAUAUGCAUCAUUUGCAACCACCACCACCAAGACCUGCGCAAUCGAGUCCAGUGCCAGUCGUGACGAAUGUCGUCGAACCAUCUGUCGUAGUGGGUUCGCCACCGAAAAUGGUUACGCCGUAUUUCAAUGGUGCUUCACCGGUUAAUGUUGCACCUGCACCAAGACAGAAAGGCAGACCGAGGAAAAGGAAACCUAAGGAUCUUGAGGCUAUGGCUAGUAGCCUUGGUGAGUCGUAUCUGAACGCUGACUACAUCGACAUGCCGUUCGGACGCGGUGGUCCAGGCACCCCAGGCAUGCCCGGCUCCAACAGUCGAACAAAGAGGAUGCGCACGAGUUUCAAGCAUCACCAGCUCAGGACCAUGAAGAGUUACUUCGCGAUCAAUCACAACCCCGAUGCCAAGGAUCUCAAGCAACUGUCGCAGAAAACUGGUCUGCCCAAGAGAGUGCUGCAGGUCUGGUUCCAAAAUGCUCGAGCAAAGUGGCGACGCAUGGUACUAAAGCAAGAAGGCAAAUCCGACAAAUGUGGUCCUGGAGGCGGUUUAGGUCCAAGCGGCAUGGACUCGUCAGGUCUAAGUGAAUUGGAACUCUAUGGCGGUGGAUCUGGUGGUGGUGGUGGCCCACCUAUGAGUCCACCAUUUGGUGUUCUUGGCGGUCCUCAUAGUCCCUCGUCACUUGGUUCACUCGACUGCGCGUGAUCGAGAACCGUUUGAUCCUAAAAAGGCAAAAUACUGUUGCUCUCUUUUCUUUAAUUAGCGGCUGAUUUAGAUAUACUUUUUGGCCGUCAGCUGAGUUGUGAUAAACGGAUGUUGUUACUUUUUUUAUGUCGAUCAAAAUUAUCAAUUGCUUCGGUUGUGUAUGACGUGUGUUAUUUCUGAUUUGCAUGAGAAAUCUGAGAAAAGUGAUUAGACUAUUUUUUUUAUUUGAAAUAUCGAUAUGCCCUGACAUCACGUGAUCGUUGCGCGAAACGAAUCAUUGUAUAAAAAAAGCUAACCUUGAGGCAUUGUACUAUAUAUAAUAAAUACAUACAAGCACACACACACACACACACACACAAUUGUAUUUGAAGUAUGCGAACGAUGUCGAGUGUAUUUAUUACUUAUUAGCGAAGAAUGUACAGUUGAUGAUGCGACAUCCAGUAUGGACAAACAAAAAAAAGUAAACCUGAUGUAUAUACUGGGUAAGUUCAAGAAUUGAAGAACCUCCCAUUUUUACCGUCUCAAAGAGACUGAGAACAAAAACAAAUACGUUGAAUUUUAAGGUUUAUAAGAGAGCGACGAAAAUACCCAGUGAAAUUUAUUAAUUUGUAGAUUUAUUCUCAAGUGACACUAUAUAAAUAUAUAUUUAUGAUCGGUCACUCGUGAAUGUCGUUAGGUAAUUAUUAAUAAAUAAUCGAUCGACUAUUCAAUAGCAAAUUAUCUUUUUAAUUCUAUAUCUAUGAUUACCUAAGGACAUUUACGACUACCGCACUGCGUGUACAUAGUAAAAAAACAAUAAAGUAAUACAACUAAUUGAUUAUAGAAAAUAAAACACUUUUAGGAAUAGGGUGAGAAGACGGAGGUGAAGAAAUAAUAACGUUCCUCUUGACUGUCGGUCAUCGUGUUAGUUUUUUUUAAAAUUUUUUUCUCAGCGUGGCCGAAUGUUAGGGAUUUAGCGAUAUUCUCGUUCUAGUGAAGGUAAACCCUUGCAAUUUAAGUUUUAAUUGUUAAUAACCCCCUCAACGUCCUAUUCCAUGUCUCCAUGUAAAGAAAUGUAAAAACGCAAACGACAGUUGUUUUACCGUUUUUCAUCGCCGCCAAGAAAAAGAAUUUUUUGCUCACAGAAUAAUAUGUUUCUUCUCUCGUAUUCUACUUUUUACUUUUCGUCAAA